GCGUCUGGCCCGCCCGCGGCCCGCUUCUCUCGGGAGCCCCCACCCAGGUGCAUGGCUCCAUGAAGCAGGAGGAGGAGGCAGAGCGCGAGAGGUUCCGUCUGCCCCGGCUGCGUCUGGGCCAGGAGGAAAGGUACAGGAAGAAGGAAUGGAAUCGGAAGGAAGAAAAUUCAUUUCAGAGACAAAAUAGCUCCCCUCCUCUGUUAUAGCUGUUCCCCUGGCAAUACAAACUUUCUGCUUUCAGGUUCCGCAGCAUUCCAGACCUCAAGCACUGGUUCAGGAUGGGAAAAAGACGCUGCGUCCCCCCACUGGAGCCCAAGCUGGCAGCAGGCUGUUGUGGGGUUAAGAAGCCUAAGCUGUCUGCAGGUGGGACGCACGGUCACGGGAGCCAGUCCACAGCCGUCCCCGGCUCUAGCGCGGGGCCUCUUCAGAACCACCAGCAUGUGGACGGCGGCGGUGGUCGUGAGAAUGUGUCGGACUUAACUCUGGGACCUGGAAACCCUCCCAUCACACGGAUGAACCCCGCAUCGGGAGCGCUGAGCCCUCUCCCCAGGCCCAAUGGAACUGCCAGCACCACCAAGAAUCUGGUGGUGACCGCAGAGAUGUGCUGCUACUGCUUCGACGUCCUCUACUGUCACCUCUACGGCUUCCCACAGCCACGCCUUCCUAGAUUCACCAAUGACCCCUAUCCGCUCUUUGUGACGUGGAAGACGGGGCGGGACAAGCGGCUUCGUGGCUGCAUUGGGACCUUCUCAGCCAUGAAUCUUCAUUCAGGACUCAGGGAAUACACGCUAACCAGUGCACUUAAGGACAGCCGAUUCCCCCCCCUGACCCGAGAGGAGCUGCCUAAGCUUUUCUGCUCUGUCUCCCUCCUUACUAACUUUGAGGAUGCCGGUGAUUACCUGGACUGGGAGGUUGGGGUCCAUGGGAUUCGAAUUGAAUUCGUCAAUGAAAAAGGCGUCAAACGUACAGCCACAUAUUUACCUGAGGUCGCAAAGGAACAAGACUGGGAUCAGAUCCAGACGAUAGACUCCUUGCUCAGGAAAGGUGGCUUUAAGGCUCCAAUUACCAGUGAAUUCAGAAAAACCAUCAAACUCACCAGGUACCGAAGUGAGAAGGUGACAAUCAGUUAUGCAGAAUAUAUUGCUUCUCGACAGCACUGUUUCCAGAAUGGCGCUCUCCAUGCCCCGCCCCUCUACAAUCAUUACUCCUGACACACGGCUGCAUGACCAGUCCCACACCCCCGUGGCCACCAAUGGCUAUGACAUCAUUGGAGCAGAUGCCUCCUCUUCCUGGUCCAGUUACUUUUAUUACUGCACCAUUUUAUGAUGCUAGCUUCCGUUGCCAAGUCUGCCUCCAGCUGACUGAGGGGGGCGGGGUUACAUCGAAUGAAACAGAACUUGAGGGGCCCAAGCCUUAUCUCAGCCUUUCCUCAGUAUGGGGUUCCGUUGGAUUGGGGCUCCUCCAUGACUAGUGAGAAUUCCGUGUGGGUUCAGAAGACCUUGGCUG
Molecule: messenger RNA, 1506 nt
Organism: Lipotes vexillifer (Yangtze River dolphin)
Lineage: Eukaryota; Metazoa; Chordata; Mammalia; Artiodactyla; Lipotidae
Gene: AMMECR1L
Product: AMMECR1 like
Exons: 8
Coding region: 279-1211 (310 amino acids)
Cellular component (GO): nucleus
Source: RefSeq, a predicted model, not a curated record